Molecule: messenger RNA, 1047 nt
Organism: Lasiodiplodia theobromae
Lineage: Eukaryota; Fungi; Ascomycota; Dothideomycetes; Botryosphaeriales; Botryosphaeriaceae
Product: Zinc-binding oxidoreductase protein
Exons: 2
Coding region: 1-1047 (348 amino acids)
Molecular function (GO): oxidoreductase activity, acting on NAD(P)H
Source: RefSeq, a predicted model, not a curated record
AUGAAAGCCAUCAAGGUGGUGUCCGGCGGCAAGGCCGCUGUCAUCGAUUCUCCCAUUCCCCAACUCCGACCAGACUAUGUACUCGUUAAGACUGCCGCUGUUGCAUUGAACCCCACAGACUGGAAGCACAUUGCUUUCAUGCCAGAUGUUGAAGGGUGUACUUCCGGUUGUGAUUACUCUGGUGUGGUGAAAGCCGUUGGGGCCAAUGUUACGACGCUGAAAGCCGGUGACCGUAUCGCCGGCUGGACGCACGGGGGCAACAAAACCAACAAGGAAGAUGGAUCUUUCGCCGAGUAUCUCGUAGCCAAGGAAGGCAUCCAGCUUAAGAUUCCGGACAACGUCAGCUUCGAAGACGCGGCCACACUCGGUGUAGGGAUCUCGACGAUCGGCCAAGGGUUGUACCAAUCUCUGGGACUCCCGCUGCCAAGCCACCCGAGCAGCGAGCGCUUUCCCCUUCUGAUUUACGGGGGGAGCACGGCUACCGGAGCGCUGGCUAUCCAGUUUGCCAAGCUCUCCGGGCUUGAGGUCAUCGCGACCUGCUCGCCGAGGAACUUUGAGAUGGUCAAAUCUCUGGGCGCUGAUGCAGUCUUUGACUACAACAGCCCGACGGUCGGCGCGGACAUUCGCAAGCACACCGGAAACAAGCUCUACCACGCCUUCGACUGCAUUGCCGAGGGCAAUUCCGCACAAAUCUGCGCCGACGCCUUGUCCGAUGCUCAGUCAGAUGGUGCGAAGAAGCCAGUGUACUCAGCGCUGUUGUACUGCGACUUUCCCCGCAAGGACGUGGAAGCGAAGUACACCCUCGCGUAUACGACCUUCGGCGAGGCAUUCACCAAGUCAUUUGGCCCUGGCAAUUUCCCAGCCAGCAAGGAGGACUACGAGUUUGGAAAGAUGUUCUGGAAACUCACCGAAGAGUUGCUGGCAAAGGGCCAGUUCAAGGUUCACAAUCCAGAUGUGAGAACCGGUGGGCUUGAAGGUGUAUUGGAGGGAUUGGAAGAGCUGAGGCAGGGCAAGGUCAGCGGGAAGAAACUAGUCUACAAGCUGUAA